Molecule: messenger RNA, 537 nt
Organism: Theileria annulata
Lineage: Eukaryota; Apicomplexa; Aconoidasida; Piroplasmida; Theileriidae
Product: surface protein d precursor
Exons: 1
Coding region: 1-537 (178 amino acids)
Source: RefSeq, a predicted model, not a curated record
AUGAAAUUGACCGCUGGAUUAGUCAGGCUCUACUUUCUGAUUUUCAUUAUUAGUUCCUCAGUCUUGGGAAAUAAUAAUUGUAAAGAUGAAGAACUAGAUGCUAUGGGUAUGUUGAUCAAACAGGAUUUAAACAAAGAACUAUUGUUCCAAACAUCACAUAUUUUGACAAAAGUAGGGAAAAAGCAUGGUAUUAAACCUGGAACAAGAGUAGACAAAUUCCUAUCUGAACUUAUGAAAAUGUUCGGUCAACACGGCAUUGGUGGUGUUAGUGAGCAAUGUCUUAAUUGUUUUGCGGCAAGCAUACACUGUGUUGCGAACAAAUGUAAAGGACCAUGUCUUAGGGGACCUUGUACUGAAGAAUGCCAAAAUUGUGUUAGAAAAAAUUGCAUGCCAGCAUUACUGGAAUGUAUAGGUAAAGAAAGCAUUCCGAAUCCUUGUGAUUGGAAAGAAGAUUAUCUAAAAUACAAACUUCCGAAAACUGAAGAAAAAGAAGAUGAUGAAUCUAAGAAAAAAGGUGAAGCCUCGGGCGGUUCAUAG